AAUCUUAUUCGUCACGUCACUUACAGCAACCGAGCAUCGGCAAGCAUGGCGUUUCCGGGCGGCUCCAAGGCUGAAGACAAGAUAAUCACGCCGUUCAAGCGCUUCUGGCGGACCACCGUCAGUCAGCCAUCAGCACCACCCAAAGCCAACAACCCGAUACGGUUUGGUAUCUUAUUCGGGCGCGACUUGGACACCUCAGCCCUGAUCUUCCCGGCGAAGCACCAUCCUGGUGCCGUUCUCUGGGGAGUCGCUUGUACGGACAGCCGGGAGGCCUUGCAAGCGCGGAGCAAGCACGGCUUCCGCUAUGCGUAUGAGUCGUACGAGCACCUCCUCAACGAUCCGACAAUUGAGGCCGUCUACAUCGAGGUCGGCAUUCAGCAUCGCUUGGAAUGGGCAUUGCGAGCUCUUGACAAGAAAAAGCACGUCCUGCUAGAUACGCCAUGUGCCGGCUGUCCACACGAUGCAUUUCGCCUCUUCAACUCUCCGUUGCUCCGCUCCCAGGAAGCGCCCGUCAUCCUUGAGGUCGCACCCUACCGCUUUCAUCCCAGCUGGCUCGAGUUUGAGAGACACAUCGACAGGCCCUACAUCGAGAAGGCCACCGUCAAAGUGACCUUGCCAACCAGCCUGAUCUCCAAGACCGAUACUCGGUUCAGACGUGAGCAAUCUGGCGGGGCCCAGCUGGACCUGACGUAUGCCAUGUUCAUGCUACGGUCCAUCUUCGGUACCGAGCCAUCGUCGUGCGACGAGAUGGCGGUGCGCCGCGACCCUGCGGGCCCGGCCCGGUACGACCGCGACUACAACUACAAAGGCAAAUGGCGCUUUCCGACCACAUAUAGCAAUGGUCAACCGCCCGCCGUCGGCGAGGUGAAAUCGACCGUGAAGACCGGGUUUCUGAACGUCCUGCCCUUUCGUCCCUGCGUCGUCGCCACGGUAGUGCACCGCAAGAAGGAGGUGAUUAAUUUGAACAACCACGACGAGAACAAGGUGGAGGUCAAAAGGACAGUGACACUCAGCUACUACGUAAGCGAUGCGUCGAAGCAUGAGAUUGAGAUUGUGGACAAAACUUUCGUCACUGAUCGGGCCAACAACCGCCUGGUUAGCGAGACAGCGAAGAAAAGAGACACUUCGGCCUACACUCUGGACACCGCUCCCACUGCCGAGGGGCUCGAAGCGAAGCCAUAUUGGACAGCACCAAUGUACCAACUCGACGCGUUUCUCCAGCGGAUCCAUCAAUCACCGAAUGCCAGCCCUGCUUGGGUCAGCGGCGACGACAGCAUUAACCAGAUGAACAUGAUGGGUGGCGCCUAUGUCGCAAUGGGCAGACCACUGCCGCCGAACAGCACUUUCUACUUCGAUUACCAGAUGGAGGGCCCUGCUCACGAGAACGGGCAGCCCCAGGCUCAGGGAAACCCCCCGGUCCAAGACCAGCCACACAUCCGGAUCGACGCUGCGAGUCAAGGAGAGAACCCAAUCGAAGAAGCUCCCCAAGUUCAAGGGCAGCUUCAGCCUCAGACGAACGCCCCCGAUCAUAAGGUAAACCCGACCCAAGGAGAUUCCCAAGCUCGAGGGCAUGCCGAACCCCAGACCAACCCCCCGAGCGCAGAGGCGAGCCAGGCCCAGGGAAGCUCUCACGCCCAAGGGCAGCUCCAGCAGCAGACCAGUACCCCGAACAUGGGGCAGACCCUGGAUCGAGAAAUCCCUCAACCCCAGGAGCAGUCCCAACCCCGUGCGUCGAAUCCGUCGGGAAGCUCGGCUCAAGGAAGUUCCCACGUUCAAGGGCAGUCCCAGCUUCAGGCCAAAGCUUCGGAUCAGGUCCAUAGCCAGUCCCAGGGAAGCUCUCACGUUCAAGGGCAGUUCCAGCCUCACACCAACCUGCCAAAUCAAGGAGUAAGCCCAGUCCAACGUAAUCCCUUUCGGCAAGCGCGGUCCCAGCAGCGCCGGGCCAACACCACCAACGAGGGCCAAAGCCCGGCCGAGUCGAGUUCCCAAGCUCCAGGACCAAACCAAUCGCAGAUCAACCUGGUGAACCCGGGGACCCCGGGGGCAUACCCCGGCUCAGCACGAAGUUCAGACGAGGACGAGCCUGGGCCCGUCAGCAUGACACAGAUCCAAGCCCAGCCAAUGAUCUAGGGAAUGAUCUAGGGAGCAUGUAGCGUCUUUGUUGAGACCAGCUUUCCGGCUUUUGCUUCGCACGGCAUGCCGGUGGAAGCAACAUGAUCUCUGUCGGAUGGGGAGGCGAGGUCCAGGGAACGCGGGAGAGAAACACACACCAGCGAUGCCCAAGAAAGCGACAGUGGGAGCUCGGGCUGCAGUAUCAAUAUGUGGUAGUCGUUACCGUCAUCUAAGUAAU
Parathielavia appendiculata is the source of this 2350-nucleotide messenger RNA. RefSeq lists its product as uncharacterized. The record is from RefSeq and is a predicted model, not a curated record. Bases 46 to 2130 code for a protein of 694 amino acids. The transcript is spliced from 3 exons. Lineage: Eukaryota; Fungi; Ascomycota; Sordariomycetes; Sordariales; Chaetomiaceae. Gene Ontology annotation, molecular function: nucleotide binding.